Molecule: messenger RNA, 1562 nt
Organism: Eutrema salsugineum
Lineage: Eukaryota; Viridiplantae; Streptophyta; Magnoliopsida; Brassicales; Brassicaceae
Exons: 7
Coding region: 111-1454 (447 amino acids)
Biological process (GO): activation of protein kinase activity; regulation of mitotic spindle organization; mitotic spindle assembly
Cellular component (GO): mitotic spindle; nuclear microtubule
Molecular function (GO): microtubule binding; protein kinase activator activity
Source: RefSeq, a predicted model, not a curated record
UUCCUUGUCAGUUUUAUUUUUGUUGGUGUUGAUUUUUCAGAUCAAGAGCGAUUAUUGUUCGUCUUCGUAGUGUUCUUUUGAUUCCAGAUUCUGUUUUUGAUCUUUGAUUGAUGGAGUCGUUGAUUUUGAAGAACGGGAAACCGGGGACUCCGGUGAAGGAUCGGAGCAAGUUUCAGGCCAAGGUUCAAGAUACUUUCAGGUCGUCGGAGAAUUCGAACCCUAACAUUUCACACGCUAGUCCGGCUAAGUCUCCGCUCGUGAAAUCUGCUAAUUCGAAGAAGAAUAAUCAAAGUCCGAACCCGAAACCCAGCCAGGCGGUUUUCUCUCCCCGGAAUCGGAUCAGAGAGAGGAGAUUUGUUGUGGUGGCGAAGAAGAAUUCGAGGAAGGGGAACAAGGAUCCAGUGGCGACUGUUGCUGAGAUAGAUUGUAAAUGCGGAGAGAGGAAGAAAGGGAACAUGAAGUGCGUCUGUGUUGCAUACGAAACGCUGCGUGCAUCGCAAGAGGAGUUCUUCAAAGAAAGAAGUGAAUCGGAGGAGAAGCAAAAUGUUGGAAAUGUAGAUGAACUAGAAGGAGAAGAAUCUGAGAAAAUAGGCGUUUCUACAAUGAAGAGGCCAAGGGACAAGCCUGAAUCGAGUAAAGUGAUGAAUCUUGUAGAAGCAUUUGAGAAACUCACUUGCUUUACUCUUUCGCCAAAGAUAGAGAACAAGAAAGAAGAGGACCAAACCGGAGAGGAUAUAAAGAAGCCAGUGAAGUGGGAAUUGCCUGGAACGAGACAGCAAUCUAAGUUCUUGAAGGUAGAGAAAGAGCAAAACCCAUGGAGCUCUUCGUUUUGUCCAUCUGAAUUGGUCUUAACAGCUAAGAAUCUCGGGUUGGACCCGAAUGCCUCCAUUUCUUCGUCCUGGGACAGCAGUCACGGCAGUGUUUUGAGUGGGAAUUCAAAUGCUGGCAGGAGAAGCAGAAGAAACAGCUUGGACUCAUCGACUACAAUGGGAAGCAGACGAUCAAAGAAGAAGCAGGUUAAGGUCACUUCAUUGAAGCCGUUCAAACUUAGAACUGAGCAAAGAGGUAGAAUGAAAGAGGAAGAGUUUGCAAAGAAGCUUCAAGAAAUGACGAUGGAGGAAGAAAAGAUGAGAAUCCCCAUUGCUCAAGGUCUUCCUUGGACAACCGAUGAACCUGAGUGUCUGGUUAAGCCUCAUGUGAAAGAUAUCACAGUACCAGUCGACUUGACGCUACACUCAGAUGUCCGGGCAGUAGAACGCGCAGAAUUUGAUAAUCAGGUUGCCGAGAAGAUGAGGUUCAUUGAGCAAUACAAAAUGGAAAGAGAAAGACAACAGAUGAUGGCAGAGGAAGAGGAGAUUAGACGGUUGAGGAAGGAAUUGGUCCCAAAAGCGCAACCAAUGCCAUACUUUGAUCGGCCAUUCAUUCCAAGAACGAAAAAGACUGUUAGAUAUUGAUGGUAGAGAGACCAUUUGUUCUUCUUGAGAUUUUGGGUAGAUGAAAAUAAUUUUGGAGGAAUAGGAUUUGGUUAUCUCAUUUUGUUGAUAUUUUUCAUAAAAGAAACA